UAGGUCCCGCGACGUCCCUCGUAUCGACGCUUCACCCCGUGACAUCAUGAGCCCGGUCGGUCAGGACAGCAGUAGUGCUGCUGUCGUAAGCGGCGUCGAUGCAGUCCGGCUGGUGGAGUACGAGGAUGAGAGGCAGCUCUCGGACAUCAUGGCCCUCGUCGACAGGGAUCUCUCUGAACCCUACUCCAUAUUCACGUACCGGUACUUUCUGCACAACUGGCCCGGCCUGUGCUUUGUGGCGAAAGCCGGAGAGCGUACCGUGGGAUCGAUCGUGUGCAAGGCUGAGCGCGAGGUGGAAGACGACCCCCUGACGGGUUACAUUGCCAUGCUGGCGGUUGAUACAUCCUUCAGAAAGCAUGGCAUCGGGACCGCGCUAGCGUCCAAGGCGAUCGAGGCCAUGCGAGACUUAGGCUGCGAGGAGGUGGUUCUGGAAACCGAGGUGACCAAUGGGGGAGCCUUAAACCUCUACACCAAGCUAGGGUUCAGCAAGAACGAGCGUCUGAUGAAAUACUACCUCAACGGCGUCGACGCCUUUCGCCUCAAGCUGUGGUUCCGAUAGCAGCGCGUGGGGCACGUGGCGGGCUGGGUUGGGUAGACAGCAGUUUGUACAGCUGACGGCUACAUCGCCCGGAUGCCAUUACACGGCGGUGUGGUGGCUGGCCCUGGAAUGUUGUCGGCGUCGUGGCGAUAUUACCCAAAGCUCUGCGCCGUAGGAACGGUUUCAUCGUGGUAAAAGAUGUCACGUAUGGCACGUGGCAUUUGAGUGGCAUGCCUCUUUGUAAAUACUGUAUGUGCAAUUUAUGUGGCAGGAGAUGGAAUGUCUGACUCAUUGCCUUGGGUUUGCUUCAGAUGCUACCGCACGCGGGGUGUAUGGGGUGUAUGGUCUAUCAUGCGAGGUUCCCCUUCGAGAGCUGGCGAUUUGCGAAUUGCCUCCCGGGGGCGCGCAAGUAUAGAUGGGCAUCGUUAUCACGGGCUUUUUGGUCUCGAUGUACCAAAUUUCAAAUUUCGAGUCCGCGGGGAAAUAUUUUUUCCACGUGUGCGUGCUUGUAGGCUAGCGCCGUCUUUGCCGCGUAUUCCUACUGCUGAAACCCGUUGGUUUUGCUCUGUCUCUCAUGUUCGUGGCGUGUUGCUCAUGGUGCCGUGAGGGCAUUUGAAGAGGGUGUGCGUGUCCCGCGGGAGUCUUUUAUGCAUAGUUUUGUACGGAGACUUUGUUAUGGUUUGGAAUACCUCCCUCCCAUCCAAGUACAUCCAGUCGCGCUGACUGUAGGCGUUGAGCACACUUUGUGCUACGUAUGCUACGUAUGACGUAUGACUGCCGGUAAUCGGGCAUGCGCGGUAAUGUGUCCACCAGCCCCCUGAUUGCCCAUUCUGAGAAGGAGCGCGAGAAAAUAUCAUCUGCGGCCAGAGAAAGAGGUGCCGAAGCACCAAUAACAUUGCAAUGAUGC
Ectocarpus siliculosus is the source of this 1445-nucleotide messenger RNA. Lineage: Eukaryota; Phaeophyceae; Ectocarpales; Ectocarpaceae. The record is from the annotation of a GenBank genome assembly.